Messenger RNA from Metopolophium dirhodum (rose-grain aphid), 531 nucleotides. Its product is annotated as trimethylguanosine synthase-like. Gene Ontology annotation, biological process: 7-methylguanosine cap hypermethylation; 7-methylguanosine RNA capping. The record is from RefSeq and is a predicted model, not a curated record. The coding region runs from base 205 to 531 and encodes 108 amino acids. NCBI's taxonomy places the organism in Eukaryota, Metazoa, Arthropoda, Insecta, Hemiptera, Aphididae. The transcript has 4 exons. Gene Ontology annotation, molecular function: RNA cap trimethylguanosine synthase activity. Gene Ontology annotation, cellular component: nucleus.
GCAGCGUCGAGAAACCGUCCCCCGUGGAAGCCGUAACUACGGAAAACGGCACUCCGCUGCCGAUCUGCAGCGUCGUGAAGUCGUCAGCCGCGCGGACACCACACCAAGCACAUAUAAAUAUUGGAAAAAGAGACAUGCCUUAUUUUCGAAAUUCGACCAAGAGAGCUUUUACUCGGUCUGUCCCGAGACACUCAGCGCCUAUAUAUGGCAGAAAAGUGUGACCGGGUGAAAGUGGCUGUGGACCCGUUUUACGGCGCCGGCGAAAAUAUAAUCCAACUUGCCCGUCUGUUCGACAAAGUCAUUGCUGUAGAUAUUGACGUAGACAAGAUAGUGAUGGCCAAGCAAAAUGCCGCGAUUUAUGGUGUACUUGAGAAGAUUGAGUUCGUUGUUGGAGACUUUUUCAAACUGACAAAUCAGAUAAAGGGUGACGUUAUAGUCACAUCGCCACAAUGGGGCGGUCCAGAAUACAACAAAAUGGAUGUUAUCGAAGAUGUGUUUAUGGACAGGUACCUCAACUCGACGUUGCUGUAG